Mandrillus leucophaeus (drill) is the source of this 672-nucleotide messenger RNA. Its product is annotated as metallothionein-1B-like. Lineage: Eukaryota; Metazoa; Chordata; Mammalia; Primates; Cercopithecidae. Gene Ontology annotation, molecular function: metal ion binding. The coding region runs from base 348 to 533 and encodes 61 amino acids. The record is from RefSeq and is a predicted model, not a curated record. The transcript is spliced from 5 exons.
GCCUCUGGCUUAGGUACUCCAGCCUCACCUGGUCUCCAGAUGGACCCCAACUGCUCCUGCACCACUGAUAAAGGAUGCUGGGUUUCAGGGCCUUAGGAUCUCCAUUUUCAUGCCAGAGGAUAGAAUGUCCCUGUGGCAGGAGCUGCGUCCUGCACCUGUGCUGGCUCCUGCAAAUGCAAAGAGUGCACAUGCACCUCCUGCCAGAAGAGUGAGUGUGGGGCCUUCCGUGGGAAUCGGGGGACUGGGCAGAGUCAGAGGAGGGAACCCAGAGCUCAGCAGGCAGGAGCAGGACAGUGACCAGCUUCCCACAUCCCCUUUCUGGAACUCCAGGCUUGUCUUGGCUCCAAAUGGAUCCCAACUGCUCCUGCACCGCAGGUGCCUCCUGCACCUGUGCUCGUUCCUGCACGUGCAAAGAGUGCAAAUGCACCUCCUGCAAGAAGAGCUGCUGCUCCUGCUGCCCUGUGGACUGUGCCAAGUGUGCCCAGGGCUGUGUCUGCAAAGGCUCGUCAGAGAAGUGCCGCUGCUGUGCCUGAUGUUGGGAGAGCACUGCUUCCAGGCAUAAAUAGAGCAACCAGUACUAACCUGGAUUUUUUUUUCAAACUACGCUGAUCGGUUUGCUAUGUUUCUUCCUUUAUUCAAUAUGUGAAUGACAAUAAAACACUUUUGACUUGA